Molecule: messenger RNA, 3960 nt
Organism: Rotaria sp. Silwood1
Lineage: Eukaryota; Metazoa; Rotifera; Eurotatoria; Philodinida; Philodinidae
Source: the annotation of a GenBank genome assembly
AUGUAUCACACAAGAUAUCUAUUCAAUUUCAUUUUCUUAAAUUUGAUUGUUGCUACGCCUCAAAUCAAUCUUCAUUAUACAGAUUGGGUAAGUGAAAGUAAGAAUCAUCCUGUAUUACAGCACGACUGUUUGCAUGUUGCUGCUUCUAUUGAUGAAACAAAUGUUAAUCGUGAAAUUAUAUCUUAUUGUAUGAAUGAUGAUUGGCUAUUGAAAUUUCAUAUUGAGAGUAAUGAUGUCUUUCCAAAGUUUACUUUUGCUGAACUUGCGAAACGAAAUAUUACUAGUCAACAAUUAUACCUGUGGUCAGCACCAAUAGAUGUUGCUGAACGUUAUGAAUUCUAUUUAAACCAAUUAUCAACAUUGAAUGAUAUAUUUCUGGAAACUCAAGUAUUUUAUAAUUGUACAUUACCAAGAUUUGGUUCUAUGUGUCAAUAUGAAAUUACUUAUUAUAAUCGAAAUCAUUUAUCUUUAGAUGAUAUUAUUCAUGAUUAUUAUCGUACAUAUGAAUAUAAUCCUAAUAAUUUUACCUGUUAUACUCAUUUACAAUGUAAUCGUGGUCCUUUUCCAGCAUGUUUAGAUUGGAGUGAAAUUUGUAAUGGACAGGUCGACUGUCUCGAUGGCGAAUUUGAUGAAGAACAUUGUUGGCAACUUGAAAUAAAUGAAUGUAAUGAUAAUGAAUAUCGAUGUACUAAUGGACAAUGUAUACCACAGUCAUUUUUUCGAGAUGAUCGUAACACUCCUGAUUGUCUUGAUGGCUCUGACGAAAUUUCAUUGAACUUUGAACACAGUUACAAAUGUAAUAGAGGUAUACCAUCAUUUGAAUGUGAAGAAAAGUGCAAACUUGAAGACCAACAUUGGUGUGAAGAUGAAGAUUUACAUAUAAACUAUGCCAGAAAGAAUAUUUCAUUUCAAACUAUUUGUGAUGGAUUUACUGAACUCAUUCCAAUAACUAUCGAAGGACAAAAUGAAACAGAUGAAACAGAAUGUGAACAAUGGUCAUAUAAAAACAUUUAUACUCCUUGUGAUGGUUUAUGGAAUUGUCCACAUGGUGAAGAUGAAGUUGGUUGUGAUUUAUCUUCAUCAUUAAAUUGUUCUUCAGAUUGCCACAAAUGUGUUUCACCUGAUACAAAUGAACUUAUUUGUCUUCCUGUUAAGCAAGCAAAUGAUGGCAAGAUCGAUUGUCUUGGUGCCACUGACGAACCAACAUUAUGUCAAGAAAAGUAUCAAGUAAACUUUUACUAUAAUUUUUACUGUAUAAACUCAAGUCCUUACAAAUGCAUUGGUCAUCAAAGUCUAUGUGACAAUGGUGCAUUUUGUGAUCAUGGAGAUGAUGAAAAAUUUUGUGUGAAAAAUCGAACAGAUAUUUCCAUAGUGGAUAAUAUUUGUCAUUCGUCUUAUGUAUCGAUUCGUUCUGAAGUUGAACAGUUUUUAUGUCACGAAACAAAAUACAAGGUAAAACAACAAAGAAAAUAUUUUUCAUUAGAUGAAAUGAGCAAACCCGUCGAAGAUCAAACUAAGAAUAUAAUAAAACCCAUAUUUUCAAAUUUACCUCGCAUGGAAAUGCCUCAUCAACAUGAACUUCGAUGUCAUCGUGGUUUUGAUUUACGUAUCUGGUUAAACAAUGAAAAGAACUUAACAACAAAUGCAUGUCUUUGUCCACCUAGUUUUUAUGGUAAUAUGUGUCAAUAUCAAAAUCAACGAGUGAGUUUAACCGUUAAAUUUCAAGUAGUAUCAGACUCUUGGUCAACAUUAUUUGCCAUAAUUAUUUCACUUAUCGAUGAUAGUGAAGAAAGAAUUAUUCAUUCAUAUGAACAAUUUACUUAUUUGUCAACAAGAGAUUGUAAAAUUAAAUUUAAUAUUUAUCUGCUCUACUCAACUCAACCAAAAAAUGAAAGUAAAAAUUAUGCUAUACAAAUGGAUAUUUACGAAAAAAUUUCAUUAAUUUAUCGAGGAAGUUUAUUGUUUCCAAUCAUAUUUCCAUUUUUACCUGUUCAUCGUUUGGUAUAUAUAGUAGACAUUCCACGAAUCAAAGAAGGCAUUCAAAGUUGUUCAAAUUCUCAAUGUAUUCGUGGAAAAUGUGUGAAAUAUUCAAAUAAUCCAAAAAAUGGUAGCUUUUGCCAAUGUAAACCAGGAUGGUCUGGACGGUAUUGUACUAUUCAACAUACUUGCAAGUGUUCAUCUGAUUCAAUAUGUAUUGGCGUCUUAGCUAAUAAUCGAUCUGUAUGUGUUUGUCCUAUUAAUAAAUUUGGUGAUCGAUGUCUUCUUGUCAAUACAAUUUGCCAAAUGGAUAAAAAUUUCACAUGUCAACAUGGUGGUCAAUGUAUUCCUGCUGAUGAAUAUAUGAUAUCGGCUAGAAAAUUCAUAUGCAUUUGUCCAAAAGGUUAUAUUGGUGAUCGAUGUGAAAUAGUUGAUAACAAAAUAAUUCUAUCUUUUCAAAAAAGUAUUGUUUUAUCUCAAUCAAUAUUCAUUCAUUUUAUUCAAGUGAUUAAUAAUAGUGCACCGAUGAGAACAACAACUUUUCGAACAAUUCCUCUUACAAAAAGUUCACUUGUAGUUUAUUGCUGUUAUUCAAAACCUUAUGAACGAUCAACAAUAAUUAAUAAAAUGAUAAAUCCAACAGAUCGUUGUCAACAUAUAAAUGAGUUAUUUAAUGGAACAUUUGUUCAGAUGCAUGUUCUUCGUCGCAUCAAAUAUUAUCAUUUACCAUGUCGAAACUAUUCAUCAAAUCUUUCAUGUUUUUAUGAUGAUCUUCAUAUUUGUUUAUGUUAUGAUUAUGGAAACCAACGUCUAGCAAAUUGUUUUGACUUUAAUCAUAAUAUGAAAUUUGAAUGUUUAGGACAAAGUGUCUGUGAAAAUGCAGGUGAAUGUUUUCAAGACACUUCAGACUGUCCACAAAGAUCAAUGUGUAUUUGUCCAGCAUGUUUUUAUGGAACACGAUGUCAAUUUAGUUCAAGUGGAUUUGGUUUAUCCCUUGAUUCUAUCUUAGCCUAUCAUAUUCAACCACAUAUUAAUCUUAUACAUCAACCAAAUAUUGUAAAGAUCUGUUUCGCAUUGACUACAAUCUUGAUGGUAGCAGGAUUUAUCAAUGGAACUUUAGCUUUGAUUACAUUCAACAAUAAAAUUAUAUGCGAAGUUGGUUGUGGCUUAUAUUUACUAGGUUCAUCAAUUACUACUUUACUUAUAACAAUUCUAUUUGGAUUGAAAUUUUGGAUACUUGUUCUUGCACAAAUGGCAAUUAUAUCUAAUCGAUUAUUUUUACAAAUUCAAUGUAUAUCUCUCGAUUUUCUUUUACGGGUUUGUCUUAAUAUGGAUCAAUGGUUAAAUGCAUGUGUGGCUAUAGAACGAGCAAUUACAAUAAUAAAAGCUACUCAUUUUCAUAAGGACAAAAGUAGAAAACUAGCGAAAUUAGCGAUUGCUAUUCUUCUGAUUGUUAUCAUUGGCACUUCUAUUUAUGAUCCUUUUUAUCGACGUUUAAUUGAUGAAGAAAAUGAAGAUGAUAAACGAGUAUGGUGUAUUGUUACUUACCCAUCAAGUUUACAAAUAUUCAAUUCUAUUAUUCAUACUUUUCAUUUUUUGCCUCCAUUUGUCAUUAAUCUAAUAUCAGCUGUUAUUCUCAUAGCAAAAAAAUCUCGUCAAAGAUCAAAUCUUCAAAUUAACCGAAGCUUUAAAGAACUAUUAAAAGAGCAAAUUCGUCAACACAAACAUUUAUUUACUGCUCCUGUUGCAUUAGUUAUUCUUGCAUUACCACGGUUAAUCCUUUUAUUUAUAUCAAAAUGUAUGAAAUCAACAAAUGAUGCAUGGUUAUUUCUUGUUGGAUAUCUUAUUUCAUUUAUUCCACCUAUGCUUACAUUUCUGGUGUUUGUAUUACCAUCCAAAUUUUACAAGAAGCAACUUCACAAAUCUCUCGUCGCUUAUCGAACUAAAAUACAACGACGUUUAAAGUAUAUUAAAUAUAAGUAA